AUGAUUAUAUUCGCAAACCCCGAUCCAACUAGGUUGUCUAUAUCAAAAAUCAAAGAAGAACUUGACUGGAGAAAUUUGAGUUAUGAUACUGAAGAAAAUAGAACCAGCUUAAUUAGUCUAUUGAAAGCGAAUAUUCAACAAGAAACAUCAAAUAUGAUAAAAGGUUUGAAAGAAAAUCAAGAAGACGGAAAAAAAGGAAGAGGUAAACGUAUGACAGAAGUUGUAAAAGAAAUAUUGAAAACUCUCUUUCAUGCUGGUGAUGAAGAUAAAAGUGAAAGAUAUACGGCAAAAGAAAUGCUUCAAGAUCUGCAACAAAGAGUACAAAUAGGAGAAGCAGCGAAAGAAGCCAAAGCAACA
This is a messenger RNA of Dentiscutata heterogama, 357 nucleotides long. Lineage: Eukaryota; Fungi; Glomeromycota; Glomeromycetes; Diversisporales; Gigasporaceae. The record is from the annotation of a GenBank genome assembly.